Molecule: messenger RNA, 4885 nt
Organism: Lymnaea stagnalis (great pond snail)
Lineage: Eukaryota; Metazoa; Mollusca; Gastropoda; Lymnaeidae
Source: the annotation of a GenBank genome assembly
UUUGACCUGUGACCCUGUAAUGGAGAUGGACGCAGAUCAAAUGUAUGUGUAUGUGGGGGCAUCAGCCGUGAACUCCCUGUUCGAUUAUUUCCUAUUCCAUUAAUUUCUUGUUAAAUGUUUGUAUAAAGUGAGAUUCGUUAUGUUCCAUACGUUUAGACCUCAGGAAAAAAAACAACAACAACUGAAUCGCUAAUUUCAUAAGAACAUUUUCCAAAAGUUUGGAUCCAGGUGAAAUCAACGCAGUCUUGUGAGAGACAUAAUUCUCCUAAUACCGCCAUUGUAGCAACUGUAAAAGGUUUAAGUGUACAUACAAUAUUCAAUGAGAAAACAUUGAAACAAAUUGUGCUGAGAUUUUGCGAUUUGGGCAAAGUCUAGUGACAGAAAUGGUCUCUUCUAUGCAUUCAGACUUGAUUAUUCUGUGGACGACAUCGUGAUGAACUGAAUUAAAUCUGCCAAGGGAUUUAGUCGUUGAUAUCAUCUAUUACUCAUACUACCAGGCGACAUCGCAAGACAGGGACGGUAGGCCACGGUGAACUAAGACAAGAGGAGCUACUCUCGUGUGAUGAAUGGAACUCGACAUUUGAGACCUCCACAAGUCAGUGAAAACAAAGACAACGUCUGCAGGAUUGUCGUUCUUGGCAGUCCCGGGGUGGGUAAAACGGGUAUGUAUUUUGAACGUAAGAAGUUUGACCUCAUCAAGCUUUACAAAAGAAAUCGCAAAAAUCAUGGAAAAAUCAUGAUACUGAUUAUUACUUUUUACAAUGAAAAUUUCUAAAAACAUUUUUAAAGAAGAAUAAGUACAUUUCAUUGCUUAAUGUCGGUAGACACAAAUUUAGGUUCCGUCGAAAGGGUCUAAGUUACUUUUGACUGAAACUGAUUGACAGAAUUGACCACAGAAUGGACCUCAGAAUUGACCACGGAAUUGACCACAGAAUUCACAACAGAAUUGAACCCAUAGUUGACCACAUAAUUUACCACAUAAUUGACCACGGAAUGGAACAUAUAAUUUACAGCAGAAUUGACCACGGCAUUUACCACAGAAUUCACAACAGAAUUGAACCCAUAGUUGACCACAUAAUUGAACACAUAGUGGACCACGGAAUUGAACAUAGAAUCGACCACAGAAUUUACAACGGAAUGGACCACAUAAUUCACAACAAAAUUGACCACGUAGUUGACCACAGAAUUGACCACAGAAUUGACCAUCGAAAUGAUCACAAAAUUGAACACAGAAUCGACAACAGAAUUGACCACAUAGUUAACUACAGAAUUGACCACAUAGUUAACUACAGAAUUGACCACAGAAUUGACCACAGAAUCGACCACAGAAUUGAUCACAGAAUUGACCACAUAAUUGACCAAAGAAUUGGCACUUCUGCUUACAGAUUUAAACGCAUUUCCAUGACAAGUGUUUUUUGUCUAUCUUGGCAGCACUGACUGUGAGGUUCUUAACCAAACGUUUCAUCGGUGAAUACUGCCCAACCCUCGGUAAGUGUGUGAGUCUUUACAACACAUGUACUAUCGGAAAGUGUGUGCGUCUUUGCAACACAUAUACUAAUAGCACCCUCGCAAACAUUUAAAUUUAGGAAUUAGUGAUAGAACAAGAUUCUGGAACUGGUUCAAAUGACCUACCCAUUACCCGCUGUUCCGUAACAAAAACUUUGAGACAUUUUUUAAAGACUUCUCAGCACUGACUUUCUCAGGAUUCUAAACUAAUGGCAUCUCCUACAGGCCCCUUGCUUAUUUUUCCUAACAAUUAAUCAUCGAAUAAUUUGUCCAGAUAUUUCUAGCGUUUGUAACAAUAAAACAUGAAUAUACUGAAUAUACUUUAUAUUAUAUACAACAACUGCACGCCAAUCCCCAUGUCCAGAGAGCGUGUACCGCUACAUAUCCGACAAGUCUGAUGACGAGGAUGUGCGACUGGACAUUCUGGACACAGCAGGACAGGUAAAUAUCGCUCCAAUCCUUAUCAACGCUAGUAGGCAAUGAAUUAAACCCCGGCAAACAAAUUCUAAAAUAGCACUACACGUGCCGUGUAGCGUACAUACAGCUUGUUGUUAGAAUACGUAUCUUUACAGCCCAAUCAAAACUUAAAAUAAAUCUCUUUUUUUAAAUUUUCAUAAUGAAUUGAUGAAUUUAUUGUCAUCGAUAAGUUAAAUUCCACUUUGCAUGAGCACAAUCAAGUUUCUGAGAAAAAAAAACCUAAGCAAUUCCGUGAUUAUUAAUUUUUUUUAUUAAAGGUCAAGAUUAGCUUAAUGUUCCAAAAAUAUUGGUAACAACGUAGCCCUCCAUUGUCCUUUAAUUGUGCGCCGCUUUUAAUUGAAUCCACCCAGGUCUCCACAAGCUGGAACGAAGGCUACGCUCUCUGGGGCGACUGUUUCGUCCUGGUGUAUUCGAUUACAGAGUAUUCAAGUUUUGAGGAAGUCCAUCGUCUGAGGCGACUCCUCGAAUCCUCCAGGCGGUCCAGCUCUAUGUGCUGUGUCGUGGUGGGCAACAAGAAUGACCUGGUGUAUGAACGGCAGGUCACCAUGGCUCAAGGGGAGCAACUGGCGCAUGAGGUGGGCUGUCGGUUCUACGAGGUAUCGGUCUGUGAUUGGCUGCAGUUACCGCAGGUGAGAUAGAAAGCCCACUGGCAUUACAUUAAGGUAUUACUUACCCACAAUCAAUGAAACAAGGGCUUAACCGGGUGCAAUUUCAUUUACAAUGGGUCCAGGUAUUUUGAGAAGUAGUCCUUUAGUCAGUCCUACACCCAACCUUCCGACCUUUAAACAAUAGUCCUACAGUCAGUCCUACAUCGCACUCGCCGGCCGUUAAACAAUAGGCCUACAGACAGUCCUACACCCUACCUGCCGGUCUUCAAACAAUAGGCCUACAGACAGUCCUACACCCUACCUGCCGGUCUUCAAACACUAGUCCUACAGACAAAUUAUCUCCAGCUUAUCUGCCGACAUCUAAACAAUAGUCCAACAGUCAGUCCUACAGGCAGCCCUAUACACAGUCCUACACCAUACCCGUGGCUCUUUAUUGAAAAAUAUAAUAGUCAUCUCCCCAAACAUUUACCUGAGUUCACGAGUCACGAUUGGCUUUUUUCCACUCAGUAAAAAAAAAAGGAGUUGAAGGGAUGGGCGGUUUCGAAAAGGAAGCAGGACACACCAGACGCAAAAUGUAUAUGAGAGAUACCAAAAUGAAUUCACUAGAAAUAUAAUAUUAAAUAAAUAAACAGCCAUAUUUUUCAAACAAUUACAUGUUCCGUGAGUGGGGUUUUCGUACAUAUUGAUCAACCCACUUUCUAUUUUUUUGUCAACAACUCUAAUACCGUUUACAUGAUUGCAAUUAUUAACGCACCGUUGGAGAUGCUGGUACAAAGGUUCUCACAGUUUUUGGGGUCGUAGCCACGAUUAAAAGAAGCAAAGGGUCUUUAUAUUAUUUGAUUCAUAAUUUAGAGGGCCGUUAUUUCUGAAUACCACUAAUGCAUUAAUCUACCCCCCCCCCCCCCCCCUAGCCCCCCUCCCCCCUUUCCUCCGUCAGGAUCCGGUUCAAAGACUUAAAAGCAAAGGGUUUUUAUAUUUUUUGAUUCAUAAUUUAGACGGCCCUUAUUCCCGACACCCCCUAACGCAUUAACCCGCCCCCCCCCCCCCCCCUAGCCCCCCUCCCCCCUUUCCUCCGUCAGGAUCCGGUUCAAAGACUUAAAAGUGCUGCGUCUAUUUAUUGCAGAUCUGUGACAUUUUUAACGACCUCCACGCCAUUUGGAAACGAACGAAAACGCUGAAGGACGGGAGACAACGGAAGUCCAGCUCCAGUGCAAAGUUCAAACAAGCCAUUCAAAAGGUCAUUUCCGGAAAGAGUCCCACGACAAAGAAAUUGUCUUCAAGUAACAGUGGUGUAACUUAGCCUCAUUCUAGAGGUAGCCCGAUGGCUACAUACAUUGUACAUAUUUUAUUAUAUUUUACAUAUAUAUAUAUAAAUAUAUAUAUAUAUAUAAAUAUAUAUGACCCUAAUAAGUCAACACUUACCUUUAGUAUGUGUGGACCUUAGAAAAUGUUGAAUGAGAUAUAACAUGCUUCUAUGUCUUUAACAAGUCCACGGUACACAGUAUCGCCAAAAUAAUUUUGAUGACAUUUUGAAUUAUUUGUUUUACAUGUAAAAUGACUUGUGAGAAAAGUAAAAAAAAAAAUAAAUAAAUAUAUAUAUAUAUGUAUAUAUUAUUGCGUUUUGAGAGCUUCAUUUCUGGCUCAUCAAAUAAUGUUAAAAUGUGAUAGUGUUUGUUUUUGAAGACUCAUUAUAGUUUUCAUAUCAGUAUUUAGUAACUCUUAUUGUAUUUUUAAUCAACUGUAACAGUCUUGAGAUGUCACGUUGAUUUUUUUAAAUGAAAGCCGCAAAUUGUGUGCCUGAUUCUCUGUGAUGGGCGAGGUCUAAUGUCAGAAAAGUGGCCAAUUCAAUUUAUGUAUAUGGCUAAAAUGGCACACAAGAUAACCAAUUUCAAGAAGUAUGCAUUAUUUAAACCAAUAAAACAACCAUAGACUCAUACAUUAGGAAAAAGAGGUCAUACAAUCAUUCUCCUGUAGAAGAGCCAUUCAUUAGUAAAAAAAAUGUCAUACAAUCAUUCACCAGUACAAGAGUAAUACAUUCGUAAAAAAAAAUUCAUGCAAUCAUUCAUCAGCACUAGAGUAAUGCAAUCAUACAUUUCAUAUUUAAUUUCUGACGACAGCCUAAAAAGAUGUACUUAACCUAGUCAUAAUGGUCCUAGUUCGUGUUUUAAUAUUUUGUUUAAAGCAGAAAAAAAAAAUAAAUAAAAAUAAAUUAGUUCGUUUUUUUUAAAAAAUCCAGAUGUUUGCAUUUUGUCAAUGUGUGGUGAUAUCAGUGAUGUAAAGGCAACAGAUGAAUG